Gymnogyps californianus (California condor) is the source of this 1287-nucleotide messenger RNA. Its product is annotated as keratin, type II cytoskeletal cochleal-like. NCBI's taxonomy places the organism in Eukaryota, Metazoa, Chordata, Aves, Accipitriformes, Cathartidae. Gene Ontology annotation, cellular component: keratin filament. The record is from RefSeq and is a predicted model, not a curated record. Gene Ontology annotation, molecular function: structural constituent of skin epidermis. Gene Ontology annotation, biological process: intermediate filament organization; keratinization.
AUGUCCAUGUCCCGCAGCAGGGGUGGAGGCGUGGGACAGAUCAGCGGUGGUUUUGGCAGCAGGAGCCUUCACAAUCUAGGGGCAAGCAAGAGGAUUUCCAUGAGUGGAAGGUAUUGUUCUGCUAGACCAGGAUACAGUUAUGGGUCAGGUAUUCGAGAGGUCAUGGUCAACCAACACCUCUUGGUACCUCUUAACUUGGAGAUUGACCCCAACAUGCAGAGAGUGCGGCAGGAGGAGAAGGACCAGAUCAAAUCCCUCAACAACAAAUUUGCCUCCUUCAUCGACAAGGUGCGGUUCCUGGAGCAACAAAAUAAAGUGCUGGAGACCAAACGGAGCCUCUUGAAAGACCAAAAAAUUGUGAAAAAUAACCUUGAACCUAUGUUUGACACGUACAUCAGUAACAUGAGGAGACAGCUCGAGGCUCUAGGAGGGGACAGGCUGCAGCUCAGCUCACAGCUGAAGGCUAUGCAGGAUGCUGUUGAAGACUUCAAGAUCAAGUACGAAGAGGAGAUCAACAAGCGCACGACUGCAGAGAAUGACUUUGUUUUGCUCAAGAAAGAUGCGGAUGCUGCCUACAUGAACAAGGUGGACCUGCGGACCAAGGUGGAUGCACUGACAGAUGAGAUAAACUUCCUGCGAGCCCUCUACGAAGCAGAGCUGUCUCAGAUGCAGACCCAGAUCUCCGACACCUCUGUGGUCCUAUCCAUGGACAACAACCGAAACCUGGACCUGAACAGCAUCAUUGCAGAGGUCAAAGCGCAGUACGAGGACAUCGCUAACCGGAGCCGGGCAGAGGCCGAGUCCUGGUACCAGAGCAAGUAUGAGGAGCUGCAGCUCACAGCUGGCCGGCACGGGGACGACCUCCACAACUAAGAGGUGAACCGCAUGAUCCAGCGGCUCCACUCGGAAAUUGAUAGCGUAAAGAAACAGUGCGCCAGUUUGCAGACGGCCAUCGCAGAUGCUGAGCAGUGCGGGGAGAUGGCCAUCAAGGAUGCCAGGGCAAAACUGGCUGCCCUGGAAGAUGCCCUGCAGAAAGCCAAGGCAGACCUGGCCCGGCAGCUCCGCGAGUACCAGGAGCUCAUGAACGUCAAGCUGGCCCUGGACAUUGAGAUUGCGACCUACAGGAAGCUGCUGGAGGGAGAGGAGAGCAGGCUGGCUGGAGAAGGCUUUGAUGCAGUGAAUAUUUUUACAGACCAGCAGAGCCCUAGCACCAAGAAGUAUGCUUGCACAGGUCCACCUCCAGGCCCGAGGGAAUUAAAAGAUUGUUCUCGAGGCCAACAAAAUUAG